AUGAAAUUGAAAAUAGCAAGGCUUGUCAUGAAAGUGUCAGGACAUGGGCCUGGACAACAAAAGGUGAAAAUGGACAAAAGUGGAGAGAUUAUUUUACAUAAUGCUCUCCCAACUGCGUCUUCACUUGUGUUAAAGGGGCUACCUAUUGACCCUACUUGCAUUUUCUGUGGCUGUGCAUCUGAAUUUGUUGCUCAUAUUUUCCGUGGUUGUCAGUUUAUUCAGUUGAUUUGGGGUAUGGUUCCCUGGGGCUCUCUUCCGGUUCCUGUCGAUUACAUCCCUUUUCAGUCUUGGUUUGCAGGGACUAUUAUGCAGUCUGCUGCUUCUAAAAACUGGACUUAUUUAGAUAAGCUCUUUGGCCUUUGCUGGGCGAUUUGGCUUACUAGGAAUGGGGCCAGAUUCCGCUUAGAAGUGUAUUCUCCGUAUACUAUUAUUGAUUUAGCCUCGUCCUGGAGCACUCUAAGCGAAAAAGCUCGCCAACUGGACAAUGUCUUGGUCUCCUCUCCUCCUGGUUUUUCCCCUUGUCCUCGGGCUUUUAUUUUGCAGGGUGCUCCCUCGGAGAUAUAUGAUGUCUUGUUCUUUUGUGAUGGUGCUUGGGAUUCAGGUUCUUCCUGUGCGGGGGCUGGUUGGUGUUUUCAGGAUCCUAUUUCGUCCCAGGUUUUGGGGGGUGGGGCUAGGGCUUGUAUGGCUAGUUCUGCUCUUCAUUCUGAAUUGUUAGCUUGUCUCUGGGGUCUUCAACAUGUUCGUCAAAAAGGGUUCACUAAGGUUAGAAUUUUCAGUGACUAUUUAGCUAUGAUUCAGUUGCUGUCGGCUUCGAGUACGGUGGAAAUCUUGGUUACCUGGAUUGUCGAUGAAAUCCGGUGUAUUUUGUCCUCUUUUGUGGCCUGCUCCAUUUACAAGGUUUCUAGAUCUUCAGUAGAUGAGGCGCAUUCUCUAGCUGUUGCAGCUCGUUGCAGGGAGUUAUUGUUUAAUGUUUUUUAA
Molecule: messenger RNA, 978 nt
Organism: Chenopodium quinoa (quinoa)
Lineage: Eukaryota; Viridiplantae; Streptophyta; Magnoliopsida; Caryophyllales; Amaranthaceae
Exons: 2
Coding region: 1-978 (325 amino acids)
Molecular function (GO): RNA-DNA hybrid ribonuclease activity; nucleic acid binding
Source: RefSeq, a predicted model, not a curated record